CAUGUCCCUGGCUGGACUCGUACAACAUGUACGUCAGUUACCUCCUGGAUAAGGAAAGCAGCAUGUAUCCUAAUUCGGUGAGGCACCCCAGCUUAAACCUAAGCCCCCAGAACUUUGCACCCCCUCCUCCCCCUCCACAGUAUUCCGACUUUGCCGGUUACCACCAUCAUGUCUCUGGGAUCAGCACGGACCCUCACCACCCUCAACCUGCUGGCACCUGGAGCUCCCCUUACGUGCCGCCCCGGGAUGAAUGGCACGGCUACGGGACAGGUGCCCCCACCGUCACCACCUCGCCAGGGCAGCUGGCAUUCGGCCCGUCCGACUUUACCCCUGUGCAGCCCCAGGGUGGUGCUGGCCUGCUGCCCUCCAUGAGCGCCAUAGUCCCCCAACUCUCUCCCAGCUCUCCGAGGCGGAAUCCUUAUGACUGGAUGAGGCGCAAUCUUCAGCCCAAUCCGCAAGCAGGCAAAACCAGAACGAAAGACAAGUACCGAGUGGUGUACACUGACCAUCAAAGGCUGGAGUUAGAGAAGGAAUUUCACUACAGCAGAUAUAUUACCAUUCGCAGGAAGUCAGAACUGGCAAUUGCAUUAGGAUUGUCUGAACGGCAGGUGAAGAUCUGGUUCCAGAAUAGACGAGCAAAAGAGAGAAAAAUCAACAAAAAGAAGAUGCAGCAACAGUCCCAACAAGCCAGUACGACAACGCCCACUCCACCUGGAGUCCCCGGCCCUGCGCCAGCCAUCGGCCUGGUUAGCAGCAGCAGUAACCUUGUCUCGCAAUCCAUUCCACUGACUAUCAAAGAGGAAUACUUGUCCUAACUCAACUCUUCUCCCUGCACCUCCUGUACAAGAGGCCCCACUCCAUUCUGGAUUGGCUACACCGCAGUUUGAGUAAAGAAAAGACUUGUCUCUGAAGCUUUGUGCUUUAGGAAGUGACACUAUUUAACCCUCAGGAGUGCUGCCUUCAUUCUCCCUCCCUCGACACCUACAGAGGGUGGUGGAGGUGGCGAGGGGGAAGGAAGGGCCUGUGCAUUUGGGAUCAAGGCUUGAACUCUGACCUCUGCUUUGCGGUGGAUGAAAAUACAUUGAAAAACCUGGGAAGUUGGGGGGUACACAGAAAUGGAAGGAGGACUUCAGUCUUGAAAUGGAGAUUUGUUGUGUGCAGUGUAUUUUUCUGAAGACUGCAUUCAGUAACAAUAUUGGGUCCCAAGCGGGAUAAGGGUCUGCUUCAUCAAGCAUGUUUCUCUGCUGUUGUGAAUGUUGUUGAAUUUGUUUUUAGAUAGGCUGUAACAUAUUUCUUGUGGUUAAGGGCUUGUUUAUUUUUUAAGAAAGAAUAUAUUGUUCGAAAUGUUGUAUUACACCAGAAACUCACAACAUUUUCAAAUUGGACUUCUAAAAAUGGUUUGUUGGCAAGAAAUACUUUUCAGUUUUGCUGCUUUUCACAUUUUAUUCCGUAGCCUCUGUCCUUGGGAGUCACUUAGAAGUGGUAAAACAACAACUUGCAUUUAUAUAGCAUCUUUUGCAAAGUGAAAUGUUCCCAAAGGCAAAUGUUGACACCCAAGAUAUCUGAGAAGAUAUCAGGGAGAGGUGAUUAAAAGCUUGGUCAAAAAGGGAGGUUUGAA
This is a messenger RNA of Rhincodon typus (whale shark), 1618 nucleotides long. It is a transcript of the gene cdx1b, whose product is annotated as caudal type homeobox 1 b. The transcript has 3 exons. Gene Ontology annotation, cellular component: nucleus. Gene Ontology annotation, biological process: anterior/posterior axis specification; embryo development; animal organ morphogenesis. Lineage: Eukaryota; Metazoa; Chordata; Chondrichthyes; Orectolobiformes; Rhincodontidae. Bases 27 to 815 code for a protein of 262 amino acids. Gene Ontology annotation, molecular function: DNA-binding transcription factor activity, RNA polymerase II-specific; RNA polymerase II transcription regulatory region sequence-specific DNA binding. The record is from RefSeq and is a predicted model, not a curated record.